Molecule: messenger RNA, 3237 nt
Organism: Amoebophrya sp. A120
Lineage: Eukaryota; Dinophyceae; Syndiniales; Amoebophryaceae
Source: the annotation of a GenBank genome assembly
CUUCAGAAGAUCGGUGGUAGAAAAAGUAACUGGACGCUGUCUGUGCCACCACCAGGAGUUUGGCGGCAUUGGGGCGCGGUCUGCCUGUUGCUCUUUGGGAAAAAAGUCAAAGAGGGAUUGUUCACGGCCAGAUGUCGAGUCGCAGCCAGCAACCAUGCGCAACUUUGUAGCUGGACGGUACAUCGAAUUUCAGCAUCAAUCAUGAGUAUCACUGUAGCAUUCUAGUUGACCCAUCUACCACAGAAAAUCAAAAACACGAAGCCGGCUAAGGGGCCAGAACGGCCGCAAUAAUCGAUCCUACCCCCGCGGCGACAGUGACAGACCUGUCCACGCCUCUUCUGCUGGAGUCAGUCGUCCACGUCCGACCGUAGAAUAUCACACCAGAAUACAACUCAAAUUCCAAAAAGAUGGCUCCCUCUCCAAGCUUUGACAGCAAGAAGUUUUCUGCCCGCGACACGGUGUCACACACCGAGGCGGCGCACUCGAAAGCCAUGGAUUUGGCAGCGCACGUGGUGAAUUUUGACGACAAGGUUGCGAUGUUGGCCGAAAAAAACAAGUUGCUGAAAGGCAAGCUAGCGGCUCACCAGCUGGACACGGCGGAGGUAUUAAUUUUCUAGAACAAGCAUAAGAUUUUUUUCUGUUGACGCGAAGAUACUAACUAAAAGAAUCGUAGACCCACUUGUUAUGCAUUCAUUAGUACUGCUGCGUUCAUCAAAAAAUAACGAUCCGAGGUCAUGAGGGAACUGGAGUACACGCGCUUCGCCUGUUUCUACAAGUGGCGCGACAUCGUGGCCGCCGAAUACCGGCGGAAGAGGUUACAAGCCAAGAAACAAGCCUUCCAGGAGGACGGGGACCGGCUGCGGUUGGACAAGCUAGAUCGCGAAACUGUUUUGCGGGAAGCGGAACGAAAAAAAGCGGAAAUGGAGCAGGAGAAAGCAACAUUGCAGGAGGAGUGUACAAACUUCGGCUUUGAUGUUUUUCAUCCUGGAGUGCAUGACUGGUUGCGUUUUUUGUUGAAUAAUUCACUCACUGAAAUAAAAAUACUUGCAAAAGGAAAAGCGAACUUGUUGCGUGCGUGACAAAUCGAAGUACUCCCUUGUUGAACUUCAGGUUCCGCCGUGCGGUCCCAGCUCGAGCAGUUGAUAUUGGAAGAGAAGCAGCUGGAGUUGCAAUUGGCAAGUAACGAAGACUGGCUUGACAUCAUGCGGACUAACGCAACGGAAAAAGCGCAACUGAGAACAAGGCUUUCGUCCUCACAGCAGAGCAAGCACGAGCCUGGUUGUUCUGUUCUCCAUUCAAAAUCCAGCACACCGCCGCUUACGCCGACAGGAAGACACAGCAACGUGUCCGUGUCAUCGCUGGUGCGGGAGUUCGGGUAUUGAAAAAUGCCAUGUCUUACUGCGUGAGACGUAGGAAAGUCAGGAGGUUUCAUGGAGCUCCUUUUACGACCUGCCCUCGUCGACGCUCCCGCCCCCCCGCGCGCAGGUCCCGCGCCAGCGCCGGGCCUCCGCGCCAGCGCCGCCCCGCGCCGCGCGCAUCGGCGCCCGUGCCUCCCGCGCGCCCGCCGCCCGCGCCGGCGGGCUUGCAGGGUCACAGCGUCUACGACCUGCCCUCGUAGACGCGGUGGGGGGCCACAGCGUCUACGACCUGCCCUCGUAGACGCGGUGGGGGGCCACAGCGUCUACGACCUGCCCUCGUAGACGCGGUGGGGGGCCACGGCGUCUACGACCUGCCCUCGUAGACGCGGUGGGGGGCCACGGCGUCUACGACCUGCCCUCGUAGACGCGGUGGGGGGCCACGGCGUCUACGGCCUCUGCUCGUAGACGCUGUGGGGGGUCACAGCGUCUACAACCUCUGCUCGUAGACGCUGUGGGGGGUCACAGCGUCUCCGGCCUCGGCUCGUAGACGCUGCGGGGGGUCACAGCGUCUACGGCCUCGGCUCGUAGACGCUGCGGGGGGUCACAGCUCCUUUAGCUUUUUGACUACUUCUUGCAUGCAACGAUGGCAGCUUUUAGUACUGCAAAUACUGAGACUGACACUGACAUCACACACAACUCCCAUGCUUCAGGAUUCCUCCCUCCUCCUCAACAUCCACCUGCAACCCUGCGGGCCCCGGGCAACUGACCCUCCAGCAGGCUGCGCGCGUGAAGGCCGGGCUGCUGAAGUCCCUCGCGCAGUUGGACGAGUUCAACAAAAAGCGGCACAAGGACGCAGCGGCCGCCUUGGGAGGUCCUGCGCACCAUGCGUGGUCGUCAAGUAUGAGGCUGCAGACACAAUCCGGGAAGGAGCUGUCGCCGAUAACGCCGGAGGUGGUCCUCGGAGAAGAUAUUAGCGACUUGCACCGGCAGGCCCGCGGUGACAACACAGAGGAAGUGGUAAACCUGAAUAGUGUCACGGUGAACCCACCGCCACCAAUAAAAGGCCUGAAUUCAUCAGCAUCAUCCUAUUAUACGACCACGCCAAAGAACGCGAUGCCACCGACGCGACUCCUCAGCACGAGCAGCUCGUCCGCGUCGGUUGGUAUUCCCGCGCCGGCGAGCGUGACGCUGCCGCGGCCGACGGGCGCGCAUUCCAGUUCGACUUUCAAUUUACAUAGUCGGAUCGUCAGCGGAACAAGUGCUGCGGUUGUAGGGCGUGGAGUGUUGACCAGCACUGGUACUUCUUCUGCUGCUCCUUGUCAAACAGCUACAAGAACGCCAAACAGGAACCACUACGUCGGCGGACAACAGCACAACAACCUUGCUGCCGCUACACUAUCGGCAGUUGCAUCUACAGGCACGUCUGCCACUGUAAGUAGAUCAACACUGAGGAAGCCAACCGGUCUGCGGUCGCGCGCCGGCACGGCUUCUACGACCAGUUUGCUGUCGACACCUCUGCUCAGGGACCGCGGAUCAACCGGGGGUGCGUUUUCUGCGCAGGGAGCUGCGGCGGAUGUAGUUGGGAACAAUCUGGGUGCAGAGGGAGCGGACCAGCAGCGAGGGCCGAGAAUCAGUGGAAGUGGAAAGAACGUCAAAUCUUCCUAUUGCUUCAAGACUCCGGUCCCAGCGAUGGGGCCAUUGUAAGAUGACAAACGAACAUAAGAUGAAAGAAUCAAUUACGAAAAAUGAUAAUCGCGGAACACUGGUGCAGCUGAACGGCCACACAUUUGUACAAUUUUUUGAAAAUAGAAAAGCAGAGAACAUUUCUGCAAGAGCUUCAAACACGAGCUAAGCCUAAGUGCCUAGCACCUGUUCUCUC